UUGCAUUCUGCAUGAAGUCGUUCAUUGAGUGCGAGUAUGAGGUCUACUCUGUUGCCACCUCUUCUUCUCUCCAUCCUCUUAACAGUCGGAACUGAUGUCACAGCAGAAGAGGAGGACAGGAAGCCAAAUUUUGUUCUGAUUAUGGUUGAUGACCUGGGCAUUGGUGAUGUGGGCUGCUAUGGUAAUGAUACCAUCAGGACUCCUAACGUUGACAAACUGGCUUCAGAAGGGGUGAAGCUGACACAACACAUUGCUGCUUCUCCUCUCUGCACCCCAAGCCGAGCUGCUUUCAUGACGGGCCGCUAUGCCAUUCGAUCAGGUAUGAGCAGUGCAGGCCAUAUGCAAGUGCUACUGUUCCUUGGAGGUUCGGGGGGCCUCCCACCCAAUGAAAUCACAUUUGCUAAAAGGCUACAACAACAAGGAUACACCACUGGCUUAGUUGGUAAGUGGCACUUGGGUGUGAACUGUGAACACAGAGGGGAUCACUGUCACCACCCAAACCAUCACGGCUUCAGUUUCUUCUAUGGCAUGCCUUUCUCCCUCUUCAGUGACUGUAUACCUGGAAAUGGAAGCGACAUCCUGUUCAGUCUCCAACAAAUGCUCCAAAACUUCUCUCUGUUACUUGGACUUGGACUAAUCACACUGGUAUUCGUCCGUGUGUGUGGCCUUCUUCAUAUCAGCCUCUGGCUCCUCGUACCACUUUCUUUUCUCAGUAUAUCAGUGACUGCUCUGUGGAUUGUGCCCUUUAAGUUCCUGCCGACAUGGAAUUGUAUCAUCAUGAGGAACCAAGAAGUGAUUGAACAGCCAAUGACAGCAGAGACACUGCCCCAGAGGAUGCUAGAAGAGGCACAAAAUUUUAUUAAAAGGAAUGCUGAUCGUCCAUUUCUCCUUUUCUUCUCUUUGGUCCACAUCCACACGCCGCUUUUCAAAAACCCUGCCUUUGCUGGCCGAAGCCAGCAUGGUGUCUACGGGGACAACGUUGAAGAAAUGGAUUCCAUGAUUGGUCAAAUAACAGAGACGGUGGAUUCACUUGGUUUAACCACCAACACUCUGAUGUACUUUGCAUCUGACCACGGUGGAUACAUCGAGGAUAAUCAGAAAGGAGGCUGGAAUGGCAUUUAUAAAGGUGGGAAGGCCAUGGGGGGCUGGGAGGGUGGCAUCAGAGUGCCUGGUAUUUUCCGCUGGCCUGGUAAACUGCCAGCUGGAAGAGUGGUGGAUGAACCAACUAGUCUUAUGGAUCUAUAUCCCACACUCAAAUAUCUGGCCAAGGAUACACAACCAGACAGACCCUUGGAUGGCUACAACCUCAUGCCGCUGUUGGAGGGGAAAUUAGAGCGAUCAGAACAUGAAUUUAUGUUCCACUACUGCGGUGUCUAUCUCAAUGCCGUUCGCUGGCACCCUCCAGGCAGUAACUCCAUCUUCAAAGUGCACUUUUUUACACCUAAUUUCUUCCCGCCGGGAACUGGUGCAUGCCAUAACUUGGGCAUAUGUUUAUGUCACGAUCAUGUGACGCACCACAACCCGCCUCUAGUGUUUGACCUUUUCUACGACCCCUCGGAGUCUCAUCAGCUGAGCCCCGACACUGAGCCACGAUUUGAUGAAAUCCUGAAGCAGACGGCCGAAGCUGUAGAGCGGCAUCAAAGUACCUUUCCAAACACGGGAGUCCCCGACGGUACCGGCUCGCACACCAGCACACACGGUGUUCCGAACCAACUGACCUGGCAGGAGAUUGUGUGGAAGCCGUGGCUUCAGCCCUGCUGUGGGACAUUUCCGUUCUGUGGCUGCAAAGAGGAGAAGAAGUCACACACUUAAAACCAGUUUGCUCCCAGACACACUGAAUAUCUUGAUGAUCCAUGGCAGAAUAUAGCUCAUAACAGAAAUGCAUUUGGGUGUGUCCAGUUCCAAUUUGCUAUUUGCACGGUGUGUAAUCUCAGCACAGAGUAAGGUGCAGGGAGCAACAAACUCAUCAGUGUGUUUUGGAUGUAACAUGAAGUAAACCAAUCAGGUUGUCCUCUGUUAUUCCCUUUUAGAGUGCGUUGUGCUUGAAAAAUGUGCUUUGCAAUUUUGAUGGUUGAGUCAAGUGAGAGGUUUUCUGGCGAGGAAAGGAAUCUGAAGGUAAAACAUCAAAGUGCGUCAUUGAAUGUCUUGUUCCUGUGAUAUGUCUCACUCCUCCACUUCCAUCCAUCCAGUCUCACCCAAUCUCAUCACCACCCCCCCCCCCCCCCCCCCCCCCCACUGCACCUGCACCGCGGUCAGCCACAUCUCAAUACUUUGUAUGCACGAACAGAAAACAUUCAUAAAAUUGUGUACACACAUCAUGAACACACCUAUUUAAAUAGGUGUUGAUCUGUACUUUCUGCUGUUUCAUGAAUGAAAAGCACCAACAUUUUUAAGACAAACACUCUCAUGGGAUGGGUGUGUGUAUAUUUUGUAUUUUUUCACUGUGGGGUGCGUGUGUGAUAAUGACUACUGCAUCACUUUGAAACUUUCACUGUGUGCUGCCCUGUUGCACAUUGUCUAAGACAAAGCCCUUCAUCUCAGGAUGCUUCCUUGGUAUAUGAUAGUUAUGUUGCUUCUGAGGUUCAGCAUUCCUUCAAGAGAGCUCAGCCUUUCUACUGUUUAGAAGUUUGCAAAGAUAAGAAUUUUUUAUGCAUUAACCAGCACAAAGUGUUCAGUCUUGUGCACAAAUACUGUGCAGGUGGGACAAACCUGCAACCUUGGAUUAAAUUAUUUGUCUCUUCCAGUAGUGUUAAGCUUUCGAUCGACCAAGCGGGGUCAUUUAUGACCCAGUUAUAUUUUAUACAAGAAUAUUUUUUCUUAAAUGCUCAAUUUGUGCAUAUAUGCCUAAACUUCUUCCUUUAUGUGUGACAAAUAUAAAAUGUUUGAAAGUAGUUAAUUAUGAUUGUCAACCAUUUUCUUAAUUUCAAAAAAAUAAAUAAAUAAAAAU
Molecule: messenger RNA, 2947 nt
Organism: Thalassophryne amazonica
Lineage: Eukaryota; Metazoa; Chordata; Actinopteri; Batrachoidiformes; Batrachoididae
Gene: arsh
Product: arylsulfatase H
Exons: 11
Coding region: 37-1812 (591 amino acids)
Molecular function (GO): arylsulfatase activity
Source: RefSeq, a predicted model, not a curated record